AUGGUUCCCUCACCUCCGCCCACAUUCUGUGGACGUGUAGUUCAUCAUUUGAAGUCGGACGACGACUUCCGCACAGCAACCGACGCCUUCAUGAUAUUAUUCGCAGUGGUGGGAAGUGUGUCCGCAGCAACGUCCAGUUAUCUUCUGGGUCUUGUAGCGAUUGCUAUUGUCAUGCCGAUUGCAUAUUUAAUAGGCAGAAAACGUCCGAAUAAAGCCAUUCUGUUGCCGGGAGCGUUUUUGGGAUGUGCGGUAGCUGUCAAUCUGGCGUAUACAGUAUCCCAUGAAGGCGAAACCUGGGAGCACUUGACUCGUUAUUUCGUCUUCCUAUUCCUCUUUCACUUUACCGAGUUCGUGUUCACCGCGCUGACGAAUCGGCGAUCGCUCCGUCCCGAUUCGUUUCUUCUGAAUCACUCUGUUGGAUACUGGUUGGCUGCUGGAAUCAGUUGGGUGGAGUUCGGCAUCGAAGCCUACUUCUUCCCGGGCAUAAAAUCUUAUCCAGUGCUAUGGAUCGGAACGAUUGGAUGUAUAAUUGGAGAAAUCUGCCGAAAGCUGGCGAUGAUUCACGCCGGACUCGGUUUUACCCACCGGUUAGCAAUGAAAAAACGAGUGGAUCAUCGUUUGGUGAAGGAUGGAAUUUAUGCAUAUAUGAGACAUCCUGGAUACUUUGGCUGGUUCGUCUGGGCAGUCUCCACCCAAAUCAUCCUCUGCAAUCCCAUUUGUUUCGUCGUCUACGCCUACGUGACGUGGCACUUCUUCGCUUCUAGAAUCUACGACGAAGAACGAGAUCUGAUUGCAUUCUUCGGUGAUGCCUACGUGGAAUACCAAAGAGAAGUGUGGAUUGGAGUUCCAUUUGUUAGUGGGUAUCAACGACCAUAA
Caenorhabditis briggsae is the source of this 876-nucleotide messenger RNA. Lineage: Eukaryota; Metazoa; Nematoda; Chromadorea; Rhabditida; Rhabditidae. The coding region runs from base 1 to 876 and encodes 291 amino acids. The record is from RefSeq and is a predicted model, not a curated record. Gene Ontology annotation, molecular function: protein C-terminal S-isoprenylcysteine carboxyl O-methyltransferase activity. Gene Ontology annotation, cellular component: membrane; endoplasmic reticulum. Gene Ontology annotation, biological process: C-terminal protein methylation. The transcript is spliced from 3 exons.